AUGCCCGGCCUCGCUCCCGCCGCGGGGCGGCUUGAGACCUUUCACUGCGCGCCCGGCGGUGCCUGCCCGGCCCCUGGGGUCGCCUUGCCGGGCUGGCGAUGCUUCGGCUCACUGAGGCCAAACCGGCGCGUUGGUCUCGUUCAUCAGCACAGAACAAUGGAUGAUGGGAAAAACUAUGUCUCUGCAGAAGUAUCUGAUAUGUCAGAAUCGAUUUCUUUUCUGGAUUUAGGGGGUAAAUCCUCACCUAUGGAGUCAACAGUAUUGCCUAAUACAGAGGAGCAGGAGGCGUAUCAACCUUUGAAAGUCUUCUUGAGAGUGCGGCCCUUUUCUUUAGCAGAGCUUGAAAACAAUGAAUCUCAGGGUUGUGUAACUAUUGAAGAUUCUCAGACAGUAACUCUUCAUGCACCCAAAGAGUCUUCUGCAAUGAAAAACAGUGAAAGAGGGAUUGGCCAUUCUGUACACAGAUUCACGUUUUCUCAGGUUUUUGGACCAGAAACUACUCAAAGUGAAUUUUUUGAAGGCUCAAUGAGAGAAAUAGUAAGAGCAUAUGUUAAUGGAGUAAAUGGACUAGUGUUUACUUAUGGAGUUACAAAUUCAGGCAAGACAUUCACUAUCCAAGGGUCUUCAAAAGACUUUGGUAUUUUGCCUCGCUCACUUGAUGUGAUUUUUAAGCACAUAAGGGGAAGACAAUACCUGAAGAUGAAUUUUAAACCAUAUUUGAGUAAUGAUGUUAAGAAACUAGAAGAUGCACAGGUUAAGCAAGAGGAAACCAUAAAGACUACCAUUCUUGCCUCACUAAAAGAGGUCAUUUAUCUUAAUCUAUAGUAUGGGUACUUUGUGAACAUUGAAAUAAGGCAACUUGCCACUUUUAGAACUUGGAGUAAACUGGAAGAACUUUUUGCAGCCAUCAGUACUAAGGAUACAGAAAGCAUCUUGAAUACUGUUACAAAUGCAUAUCAUUUGGAAUCUACUUCAUCUAUCAAUUCUACUUUGAAAAGUCUACCUUCUGAUUCACUAGAAAAAAACUUUGUUCCACCUGACAUAUAUAGGACUAACAUGCACCAAAGAACACAAGCAUCUGUGUGGAUUUCCUUUUAUGAAAUUUAUAAUGAAUAUGUGUAUGACCUACUAAAUGUAUUGUCUACAUCAAAAAAUCAGAAACGCAGAGUCUUAAGAAUUUGUGAGGAUCAAGGAGGAAAUUCUUAUAUUAAAGACUUAAAGUGGAUUAAUGUGCAGAGCACUGAAGAAGCCUGCAAAAUACUAAAAAUUGGAAAUAAGAACCGAAGCUUUGCAUGUACUAGAAUGAACGAGCAAUCAAGUAGGAGUCACAGUAUAUUUUCAAUCAGGCUACUGAAGCUAACUGAUGAGCAUCAGCCGCAUGUUCUUGGUGUUUCUGAACUGUCUUUCUGUGACUUGGCUGGAUCAGAGCGGUGUAAUAAAACACAAGCCUUUGGAGAUAGACUAAAAGAAGCAGGGAAUAUUAAUAAUUCUCUUCAUAUCCUCGGAAAAUGCAUUGCAGCAUUGAAGCAGAAUCAAAAUCCAAAGAUGAAGCCAAGCUAUAUUCCAUUCAGAGAGAGCAAACUGACUCGUCUGUUUCAGCCAUUCUUCUGUGGAAAAGGCAAAGCUUGUAUGAUUGUAAAUAUUAAUCAACGUGCUUCCACCUAUGAUGAAACACUACAUGUCAUGAAAUUUUCAGCUAUAGCCAAACAGGUAAUCCAGACGAUCCUACCCAAAACUUUAAGUUACUUUACCCCCAAAUUAAUUGGAAGUGAUGGCAAGCCUAUCAUACACUUUGUUAACACAUCUGUAGAGGAUUUCCCUGAUGGUACUGAAACCUCCAUGGAAGAGGAAGUAGACAUCACCAUUCUUAGUCAUGAGGAUCUCUUGAAAACUACUGAGAACCUAAAGGAAGAGCUAGUUGCAGAAAGGCAAAGUAAACUUCUCCUGGAGGUGAAGAUACGUAGAGAGAUGGCAGAAGCAAUGUUUCGACAGCUACUGGAAACAGAAGAAGCCUGGAGCAACCGCUUGGAAGAUAUGAAAGACAGUUUUGAAGAAAAACUGGAGAGCAAAUUUGAAAUGUAUAAAGAAGCCAUCAAGAAACAUGCAUAUAUGUGUGCGAUGGAACAAAUUGAAGAUCAUUAUGUUCCCAUAGAAGAAUUUCUAGCUGAGCAGGGGAAAGUUGAGGAGAGAGAGAGUAAAAUAAUGCAACUGGAAAGGCAACUUGAUGAACGAUCAGGGAGACUGGCUCCGGAAAGUCCAAGUUCAGAUGCACAGACUACAGAAAGUAACAUGGAACUGGGUCUUGCAAACAAGAAGAUGAAGAGAGCCAAUGAAGGAUUGCAGAAGCAAUGCAAAGAGAAGGAGGAGCUUAUAAAAUCUCUGAAGUUUAAAAUACAGAAACUAAAUGAAACCCUACUGGAAGCUAAUGAAGCCUACAGAAGAAUGGCAGAAGAGAACAGCAGACUGAAGCAUACAAUCAUGCUUAAGGAUCAGGAAAUGAGUAAUCUUCAAAACUGGGCUAAACGUGUUCUUGAGCUUGAAGAAACAGUAUCUUCCCUGCAGAAAGAACUUGAUGAACGCAAAAAGCAUUUGUGUGCAGAAGAUCCAAAACAGCAAAAACCGAAGAGAGGUUUGUUAGCUAACCUGAAAUCCACAGUAGCAGGAACUUCUGGUACACCUCUUGGUAAAGGCUGGGGGAAGAAUGAAGACUCUUCAACAUCUUCAAGAAAGCAAAUACCAUUGGCUCAUAAAGUAAAAGAAUAA
This is a messenger RNA of Rhea pennata, 2763 nucleotides long. RefSeq names its product kinesin-like protein KIF20A. Lineage: Eukaryota; Metazoa; Chordata; Aves; Rheiformes; Rheidae. Gene Ontology annotation, cellular component: kinesin complex; microtubule; nucleus. Gene Ontology annotation, biological process: microtubule-based movement. The record is from RefSeq and is a predicted model, not a curated record. Gene Ontology annotation, molecular function: ATP hydrolysis activity; ATP binding; microtubule binding.